CGCCGACGAACUUAAGGUCCACACAACGCAAUGGCUUCAGUCUACAAGUCAUUAUCGAAGACCAAUGGUCACGAGAAAGAGGGUCCUGCGAAUGGAGUGAAGAAAAAUAAACAGAGGGUACUGAUCUUGUCCUCGAGAGGAAUCACUUACAGACACCGACACCUUCUGAACGAUAUUGCCUCCCUCCUACCACACAGCCGCAAAGAUGCAAAGCUAGACACGAAAUCCAAGCUCUACCAACUGAACGAACUCGCCGAACUCUACAAUUGCAACAACGUCUUCUUCUUCGAAGCACGAAAAGGCAAAGAUCUAUAUCUAUGGAUGAGCAAAGCGCCCAACGGGCCUACAGUCAAGAUGCACAUGCAGAACCUACACACAAUGGAAGAACUCCACUUCACAGGCAACUGCCUCAAAGGCUCCCGCCCCAUCCUCUCCUUCGACGCCUCAUUCGAUAAAGAACCCCACCUCCGUGUAAUAAAAGAGCUUUUCCUACACAUCUUCGGUGUCCCGAAAGGAGCACGGAAGGCCAAGCCGUUCAUCGACCACGUAAUGGGCUUCACGCUCGCCGAUGGCAAGAUCUGGAUCCGCAAUUACCAAAUCAACGAGACCGAGCCAUCGAAAGCCGCGACCUCGGACCCAGCAAAAGCUGCCCCGAAAGAGAAAGGGAAGGGAGGCAAAGGGAGGGAGACGGAAGUGAGUCUGGUGGAGAUUGGGCCGAGGUUUGUGUUGACGCCGAUUGUGAUUCAGGAGGGGAGUUUUGGGGGCCCGAUUAUUUAUGAGAAUAAGGAGUUCGUGAGCCCGAACCAGGUUAGGAGUGAGAUUCGGUUGAAGAAAGCGGGGAGGUACAAUGCGAGGGCUGAGCAGGGCAUUGAGAGGCUGGCGAAGAAGGGGGAGCUUGGACUGAGGACGAGCGGUGGAGGGAAGAUGAAGAGGGAUGAGCUCGAUACUGCUGAGUUGUUUGCUUGAGUGGAGGUGUUGUUAUGGCGUUUGGCGUCAGAGUGGCAUGUGUGGCAUGUGUAGCAUUUUAUGGCUGGGAAAAGGGUGUAUGAAUUCGUAGCUGCAGCGCAAGGAUUCUCAGCUAUCCUUUGGCGAUUAGGAUCUCCAAGCUUGGGAUUCCAAAUGAGAAGCUUUUUCGCAGAGCUGGUUUCCAAUUGCUCUCGUUGCAUUUACAAAAAUUUCAUCCCAUGCGAAUUAGUUCUCGCAAGAAUGGUGCAGUGUGGAGCCGUGGCAGAUUCGUAUUACCUUCAACUGCCUUCGUCAUCCCGAGCUUGGAGUUUGAUCCGAGUUUUACGCUUCUUUCCGAAAGCAGUUCAUUUUUGGAAAGUAGUGUGCUCGGCUUGCAACACAAUCUAAAGUACAACAAGACUUAUAUAAGAUCUUACAUUCACCUAUC
Hyaloscypha bicolor E is the source of this 1393-nucleotide messenger RNA. Its product is annotated as Brix-domain-containing protein. Gene Ontology annotation, biological process: rRNA processing; ribosomal large subunit assembly. Lineage: Eukaryota; Fungi; Ascomycota; Leotiomycetes; Helotiales; Hyaloscyphaceae. Gene Ontology annotation, cellular component: nucleolus. The record is from RefSeq and is a predicted model, not a curated record. Bases 31 to 966 code for a protein of 311 amino acids. Gene Ontology annotation, molecular function: rRNA binding. The transcript is spliced from 3 exons.